Messenger RNA from Penicillium antarcticum, 2574 nucleotides. RefSeq names its product putative APSES transcription factor (MbpA). The record is from RefSeq and is a predicted model, not a curated record. The coding region runs from base 1 to 2574 and encodes 857 amino acids. Gene Ontology annotation, cellular component: SBF transcription complex; MBF transcription complex. Gene Ontology annotation, molecular function: protein binding; DNA binding; transcription coactivator activity. The transcript has 3 exons. Lineage: Eukaryota; Fungi; Ascomycota; Eurotiomycetes; Eurotiales; Aspergillaceae.
AUGUCCUACUCACAGGGCAGUACAGGGUCUGUGAAUGGAAUGGCCUACAACGUUUUGAAUGCUUCGCAAUCCCUCUCCUCCACCCCUCGCGCAACACCUCCGCCUCCCAAGGGUUCUCAGAUGUCCUCUUUUGGUUAUUCCAACGGACCACAGAAAAGUAGUUUUAAUGGGUAUGAUGGCACUAACGACUAUGGGUCGGUAAUGUCAUACCAGGAGGAGUACAAGCCACAGAUUUAUCGAGCGGUUUAUUCUAAUGUCGCCGUCUAUGAAAUGGAAGUGAAUGGUGUUGCUGUGAUGAAACGUCGAUCCGAUUCUUGGUUGAACGCAACACAGAUUUUGAAAGUCGCCGGUGUCGUGAAAGCACGCAGGACGAAAACACUCGAAAAAGAAAUUGCCGCUGGUGAACACGAGAAGGUGCAAGGCGGUUACGGAAAAUACCAGGGAACGUGGGUUAAUUAUCAACGUGGCGUCGACCUGUGCAGAGAAUAUCACGUCGAAGAAUCGCUCCGGCCGUUGCUAGAGUAUGACAUGAGUCCUGACGGCUCUGGACAACCCGCCCAAGGCACCAUCGAUACACCCACAAAAGAACAAGCAAUGGCUGCGCAACGCAAGCGUCUUUACAACGGCGGGGAGAAUCGCAGUGCAUCACAGCCGCAACAAGGAACUUUCUUCCAGAAUAUUUCGCGAACCGCUGCCACCGCAGUGAACGCUCUCAGCAAAGCGCGCUUCGACUCGCCCAGCACCAACAGCCGUCGGCCCAGUGUGAUUCGGAAGCCUUCACAACAGAUGAGCAGCCAGGAAUCCGGACUUCCAUUCAGCAGCCAGCAGAGCAUGUACAGCAUGUCUGACAGUGGAUUUGGCAGUCUGCAGAACCGUUUCCAGACCCAAGACGAUCAUGACGAUCUCGCAGAACCCCCGCGCAAACGUAUGCGCUCCGCAUCCCAAUACGCUCCACCUAUCGGUCUACCUCGUGACCCAUCCAACUUGUCCAUGAACGAUCCUACUCCCACAGAACCUAAUGACUCCUUCUACCAAGACAUGGAUCUUCCACCUCCCCCUAUGGAUGACGGUUCCAAACGCGGAAUCGAGUCCCUGGCUCCUGCUUCUACUCCAGAGAGAUUCCAAAAGAUGAAGCUUAUCAUGACAUUAUUCCUCGACAAGCGGACUAAAGAUUUCACAAACCACCCAGCUUUAGUACAACUAACUGGUGACGAUCUUGAAAUUCCUCUCGAUGAGUACCGAAACAAUGCGCUUCAUUGGGCUGCUAUGCUUGCCCGCAUGUCACUACUAAAUGCCCUCGUCGCUAAAGGCGUCAGUAUCUCGCGAGUCAACGGUGCCGGAGAGACAGCUUUGCAAAAGUCAGUGGGAACUCGCAACAACCUAGAUUAUCGAAGCUUCCCUCGCUUGCUCCAGGUACUUGCUCCAACCAUUGACAUGGUCGACUAUAGCGGGCGUACCAUCCUGCAUCACAUUGCGGUUAUGGCUGCUACUGGUGGUGGCGGACACGUCUCCGCAAAACACUACCUAGAAGCUCUUCUUGAGUUUAUUGUACGACACGGAGGCAUUGUUCCGACUUCGAAUGGAGACGCAACAAAUGGAACUCACAGCAAUGAUGUCAUUUCAUUAGGGCGGUUCAUCUCUGAGAUUGUCAAUCUCCGUGAUGAUCAAGGUGACACGGCUCUGAACCUAGCGGGGCGUGCGCGCUCGGUCCUUGUUCCACAGCUUCUAGAAGUUGGUGCCGAUCCUCAUAUUCCCAACCACACUGGUCUCCGUCCUGCAGAUUAUGGUGUUGGUGUUGACAUGGUCGAUGGUAACUCCCAGUCUCAACAAGCGGGCAACCGUAACGAUACAUUUAUUGAUCAAUUGGCGAAGUCGAAGAAAGAGAUUCUUGAUGCCGCAAUGUCUCAAAUUAGCUCAAUGGUUGAGGAGACACUAGGUGGAAUUGACCGAGAGCUGGCCUCUAGCUUGACACAGAAGCAAGAGAGCUUCGAUCAUUGGCACACAAAGAUUCGGGAAUCUGCCAAAGCUCGGCAGAUCGAGCAAAAACAAUUUGAUGAACUGAGACGUAAGGGUUCUGAGCGCGUGGAGCUUGACCGGCGUAUCAAGAACCUCGAGAGAUCUUCAGAGGGCUUGUUGGCUACAGUGAAGAAUACACCCGGGCUAGAUCCAACUAGGACAGUGGUCGUGGGCGAUGCCGACUUGGUUUCUGGCAUUGACACCAACACAUUCGAGAAAUUAUUCCCCGAAAGCUUUGACCCAGCCUCUGGCUUCUCAGAGCAACAAACUGCUUUCUUGUUCUCAAUUCCAAGCACAGACGCCCUUAGACGUCAAGCUCAAUGCUAUAAAGAGUUUAACAGCGGCAUUUUAGCCGAGGUGGACGGUCUCAAAGCAAAGAACGCAGUCCUCGGCCAAAACUACCGGCGCAUGGUGAUGGCAUGCACAGGCUGGACAGCAGAGCAAGUAGACGAAGCAGCAGAAGGACUCACGCAAUGCGUGAAGGAUUUGAACGAUAACCCUGUCCCGGAAGAUGAGGCGAUUGAGAUCUUGAUGCGGGAUCGUGGGCAGGACUGGUAA